Triticum turgidum subsp. durum (durum wheat) is the source of this 963-nucleotide messenger RNA. NCBI's taxonomy places the organism in Eukaryota, Viridiplantae, Streptophyta, Magnoliopsida, Poales, Poaceae. The record is from the annotation of a GenBank genome assembly.
AUGGCGACGGACAUGUUGACCAUAUACCUGCACUAUGAAGUUACAAAUCAGGAAGCCAAAAUGUUACAAAGAUCCAUGAUGAGGCGUGAUGUCUUGUAUUAUGACUUAAUCUUGAUGAUCGAGGAAGUUGGCUUUCAGGCAAUUAACUUUCUGUACUAUGCGAAAAAACCCUGUCUAGGCAGCUCCUACUUAGUUCACAUUUAUGAUCAAGGUCUUGUGUUGAAAAUGUUGUCCGACCCUGAGAUUGUGAAAGCUGUCCAUCUGUAUGUGUCUAAGGAGAAGGUUGACGAUCAUAUUGCUCCGCCUAGUAAGCAAAUUCAUAUUGGUCCAUCUAACCAUCCGAAUGAGAGUGUUCUCUUACAACACGGUGGUGUCUCUGCUGAAGGGGCAGGGAAACUUACUAUGGGAAUGCCGCAAAGUAUCCCUCUUGAACCAUGCUUAUUACAUAUCUGUAUCUACUGUUGUAAUUAUUGGAAUAAAAGAUGUAUGGUCGUUCUGCAGGACCAUGAUGUCAACCAAUUACAAAUUCAACAGAAUUCAUCAUCAUCACAAGACCAUGUUAUUGAUUCUGUGCCAGAGGUGAGGGAAACCAGGGAUCUUACAGGUGAAUCUGUUUCAAGAACGAACCAGCAGGGGACUAGAACUGAACACCCACACCCAGCUCGCUCAAAAAGAAAGCGUACUUCUUCCAUCAAGGCUGCUUCCAAAGUAGUUUUAAAGACUUCAACAUAUCCCAACAAGCGGAAUGUUGCAUAUGGUACUAUUCGGAGUACUAAUCCAAGAACUAAGGUUGGUGGUAUUGAGUUAGGUGCUGAAUUUGCCCUUGUGCGCAUAGAUCAACCUAUUCUUGAUAAUGAGGAGCUGGUAAGGGAAGUUUCUAAUUGCAAGACAAUUGGUGAGGCUUUCAAUUCAGGAUACUUAAUUGCCUGGCCUUCAGCUUUUAUUCGAGAGAAGGAUAGUUGA